Messenger RNA from Clonostachys solani, 261 nucleotides. The record is from the annotation of a GenBank genome assembly. NCBI's taxonomy places the organism in Eukaryota, Fungi, Ascomycota, Sordariomycetes, Hypocreales, Bionectriaceae.
AUGAAAUUCAUUCCAAAAUCCCAACGCCAAGCAAUGUAUUGUCAUUCCAUGCCAGGAACCUCAGCCUUUGAUUUUCGAGUAAUUGUAGGCUCGGCUGACUUGCGAUUCGAACUUUGGGUUGGUGGACGCGAGUGGUUGGGUAACCAUGAGGCCAUCAGCAUGCAAUGGGACGGAGCUAAUAGUAUAAGUUAUAUCGUUCUUCUAGAACUAGGCUGGGUUCUUGAGAAACAGCAACGCAUUAAUCAUGUAAUUGGAAGCUAG